AUGGAAAUAUUUGUUCGUGAUUUUGAUCGAACUCCAUUAGCCAUGUUAAAUCGUUUUCUACCUGGUUUUGGACGCUUUUGGGCGUUUCUAUUUCAUAUUUUUCGCACAAUUGGUCUAAUAACAACACCAGCUAAUCUAUGGAUUAUUGAGAAUGCUAAAGAUUUAGUCAACGAACGUUUAUUACAGUCUGAAAAACACCAAAAUGAUGAUAACUGCAAGGAUGUUCUUCAACUAUUAAUCAAAGCAGCAGCUGAUCCAGAAAAGGCACAACUUUCUCUGAAGGAACUGUUAAGUCAUGUAUUUGUAAUUAUGGUUUCCGGUUUCGAUUCACCAUCAACAGUUCUUGCUUAUUGUCUUCAUACGCUCGCAAACAGAAUUGAUUUGCAAGAAAAACUCUACAAAGAAAUUUUAAUCAAUUCACACUCAAAUGAAAAUACGGUAGAUCAUCUCAGCAAACAUGAUUUAUCCAAAUAUAUUUAUUUGGAUGCUUUUAUCAAAGAAGUUCUACGAAUGAAUCCAACUGCUGUUCAGUUUGUUAAUCGACAAUGUACUCAAGAUACAGAAGUACAGGGAUAUAAGAUACCUAAAGGUAGUCUUGUGCAAGCUGAUGUUUACACAAUCCAUUAUGAUUCAACACUAUGGGGACCUUUGCCCACGGAUGAAUUUCAUUUGGAGAGGCACAUGACGAAACGUCAUCCACUAGCUUUAUUAGCUUUUGGUGCUGGUCCUCGGCAAUGUCUUGGUCUUCGAUUUGCAUUUGGUAGGAUAGAAGUAAUUCAUUGA
Messenger RNA from Adineta steineri, 783 nucleotides. The record is from the annotation of a GenBank genome assembly. Lineage: Eukaryota; Metazoa; Rotifera; Eurotatoria; Adinetida; Adinetidae.